Podarcis lilfordi (Lilford's wall lizard) is the source of this 1870-nucleotide messenger RNA. The record is from the annotation of a GenBank genome assembly. NCBI's taxonomy places the organism in Eukaryota, Metazoa, Chordata, Lepidosauria, Squamata, Lacertidae.
AUGUGCUCAGAGAAGGUGAGCAUCAUUUACUGCAGGGAUAGACAAACUUCCAGCUUUUUGGAGCUAGUCUGUUGUUAUUUUUUUACUAGAAUCCCACAACGUACUAACUUGAGCCAGGAGCAAAGGACAAAAAGAUUAGAAUUUCAAAAAGCAGGGUGCCUCUGAGCACAUUCUAGUUAGUUAGCUAGUUCCAGGACCAAAAUGAGCUCACAGUUCUUUUGUGGGGGGUGGGGGAGCCCAUUCCUGGUUUACUCAACCUUUCAUAAUUUCAGCAGUCUUAAUUUAAGAGGGGAAAGAAGGCACCUUUUUGCUGCUGCCAUUGUUAAAUAAUUGGGAGUCAGAAAUCUUUGCCAGUCUACUGCAGAUGACCCAGACACCCCAGUCAACUGUCUACCCACCUCAAAAUAGUGCUGUGCAAUGACCAAGCAAUAAAGGCAUUUUAUUAUCUCGGCUUUGCACUAAACAGCAUGGGCCAGUGGUCCUGGGAUAUCACCAGGAAUCUCGGCAGAAUAUACAGGGGAGCUGGAACACAGAGGAAACGGAAGGCAGGUGAACCAAUAACAUUGUGCCAGCCCACCUGAGCAGGAUGCCUGUGGCUGCUGCUGAAGAAUGUGUUAUAACUGGCAGAGAGUACAAUCAGAGAAAAGAGUUUCCUUUUAAGCCUUAGGAAAUCACUUUGAAGAGAAUAAUGUUAUCAGGGCAACUGUAAAUACUAACAGAACUGUCCUUGUUCCCCUGGCUUUAUCUGCAGCAAGUGAAACAAACGUGGUCAUAGGCGAUGGGGAACUAUGGACAAAGAGGAGCCCACACAUUCCUUUUUCUGAUUUUUUUUCUCUCUCUCUCUCUCAAAUAUUUGCAGGUAUUGGCUGGUACUGGUGAGGCAGGUAAAGCAAGUUUGUCUUGGGCGUGUUCCCACUUGACGGAGAUUGGCAGCUUCCAAAGAAAUCCGACAGCAUCCCAGCAGGAGAGCCUGGGUGUGGUUGUAGAAAUUGCUGUCUUGCCGCUGCCUGAUGCCAAGGACAUUGUAGUAUUCUGGGUAAGUGGACCUUCUUUAUUUCUAGCAGAGUCAUUGACAUUCUGACCAAGCCCUUGUCCUGGGCAUGUUUCCUGAUGCUAAUCAUCUAGAAAUUGAUUUCCUAUGUUGCCUUGGGGGGUGGGGGUGGGGGUGAAGAUGAGAUAUAAAUGUUACAAAUAUGUUGAUCUGAGGAUAUAUGUCCUUCUGGAAAGAGUUUGGCCAACUUCCUUAACAACCACACACGCCCUUCAUCCAGCAUGCACAAUACCAGUAAUUUAUGGCAGUGGUUUCUCCAAGUUCUAUGCCAGUAUUGGGGAACCUGUGACAUGCCAGAUGUUGUUGACUACAACUCCCAUCAGCCCCAGCUAAGAUAGGUAAUGGUCAGGGCUGAUGGGAGUUGUAGUCAAACAAAAAAUCUUGAGGGCCACAGCUUCCCUACCCAUACUCUGUGCCAUUGUGAAUUAUAACACUCAUCUUCUAGAUCCCUUUCCCCCACACCAUCCAGUGGGGGCAUGCUAUAGUGUAGCUUGUUGCUUCUUGAACAAGAGGUGCACACUGAAUGUUGGAACUACAGUGUGAAAACCACAAUGUCUCCUUCCCUCUUUCUUCAUGGAGCCUUGUGCACCUUGCACCAACAAAUUUUGGGGUAAAAUAAGCUUAGUGUGAAAUAAGUGGGGCAUAAUCUACAAAAGUGGAUACAAUAGCAAAACGCAUUAAGGUGCCAUAAGUCUCUUUUUUGUUUUUGCUGCAACAAACUAACACGGCUACUUAUCAUUUCAGUGUCAGGUCCCUGGUAUUAAACAGGGAUUUCAAGCACACUCAACCGCCAUCUUGUUUUUUUUGCAGAAGUGCUAG